CUGGGCGUCCGCUGGGGCAACGUUCUCUCCGACAAGGAGGAGCUGAUGGACACGCUGGACGACGAGAAGGACGACGGGGCGGGAGGCCGCAUGUCGGCGGCGGGCCUGGGCCGCAUGCAGAGCCGCUCCAUGACCUCGCUGCCGCCGGAGCCCUUCAUGAUCAUGCGGUCGAAGGCGCUCAACCGCCGCGUGCAGCUCAACGUGGGCGGCGUGCGGCACGAGGUGCUGUGGAGGACGCUGGAGCGGCUGCCGCACACCCGCCUGGGCCGCCUGCGGGAGUGCAACACGCACGAGGCCAUCAUGGAGCUGUGCGACGACUACUCGCUCAUCGACAACGAAUACUUCUUCGACCGGCACCCGCGCUCCUUCUCCUCCAUCCUCAACUUCUACCGCACCGGCAAGCUCCACCUGGUGGAGGAGAUGUGCGUGCUCGCCUUCUCCGACGACCUCGAGUACUGGGGCAUCGACGAGCUCUACCUGGAGUCCUGCUGCCAGCACAAGUACCACCAGCGCAAGGAGCACGUCCACGAGGAGAUGCGCAAGGAGGCCGAGUCGCUAAGGCAGCGCGAGGAGGAGGACUUCGGCGACGGAUGGUGCGCGCCCUACCAGAAGUUCCUGUGGGACCUCCUGGAGAAGCCACAGACGUCCCUCGCGGCCCGGGUGCUGGCUGUGAUCUCCGUGAUCUUCAUCGUCAUGUCCACGCUCGCUCUCGUGCUCAACACUGUGCCGAGCUUUCAGGGUCCGGAGCAAGGAGACAAUGAGAAACUGGCCAUGGUGGAGGCCGUUUGUAUCACAUGGUUCACACUCGAGUAUCUUCUGCGGUUCUCCGCAAGCCCCAACAAGUGGAAAUUCUUUAAAGGGGCAAUGAACGUUAUAGACUUACUCGCCAUCCUCCCCUACUUUGUUUCCUUGUUCCUUAUAGAAUCCAACAAACACACAGACCAGUUCCAGGAUGUGAGAAGAAUUGUUCAAAUCUUCAGAAUCAUGAGAAUUCUCAGAAUCCUUAAGCUAGCCCGACAUUCGACGGGUCUUCAAAGUUUGGGUUUCACACUGAAAAAUUCAUAUAAGGAAUUAGGUUUGUUGAUGUUGUUUUUAGCUAUGGGCGUGUUAAUCUUUUCGAGUCUCUGCUACUUUGCGGAAAAAGACGAAAAUCCUGUGUACAAAAGUAUCCCAGAGACUUUCUGGUGGGCGGGUAUUACCAUGACGACGGUAGGGUACGGAGACAUGUAUCCUAUCACACCCCUGGGCAAGGUCAUUGGGUCCGUGUGUUGUAUCUGUGGUGUGCUGGUCGUUGCGCUGCCUAUUCCCAUCAUCGUCAACAACUUCGCCGAGUUCUACAAGAAUCAGAUGCGACGCGAGAAGGCCCUCAAGCGGCGCGAGGCCCUCGAGAGAGCCAAGCGGGAAGGAUCUAUCGUCUCCUUCCACCACGUGAACCUCCGCGACGCCAUCGCCAAGUCCAUGGACCUCGUGGACGUCAUCGUGGACACAGGUCACAACAUGUCCCAGGCAGAUGCCAAUUCGGUGGCAGGGGAAUCCAUGCGUGCUGGCCAGACCGGCACGGGAUGUUACAAAAACCACGAACACCACAUGGGUCGCCUGCAGAAGGAGGCUCGGCAGGGGGCGGGCGUGAACGCCGCCGCCCCCGCGUCGAACAUUCUCGAUAUCCCGGCCACCGAAGAGACGAGGCCGCCGGGCUCCCCCGAUUACCAGACGCCGGAAGAAGGUGUAGAGGAAACCAGUGGAGAGGAUAUACCGCUCCGAACCAAACCUACAUCGUAACCAAUUAUUUUUGCUAAGUGACUUUAAUCUGCUCCAUUAUUUUGCACGCAGGACUACAAGGAGUUCAUAGAUGCGGAAUGCCUGGUGCCGGCGCCCGUGACCGAGGCCCCGCACCACAUAGAGCUCCGGCCUCUCAAGACGGAGGACGGAGGAGGAGCGUCGGGGGGCUGCAC
Molecule: messenger RNA, 1952 nt
Organism: Penaeus vannamei (Pacific white shrimp)
Lineage: Eukaryota; Metazoa; Arthropoda; Malacostraca; Decapoda; Penaeidae
Source: RefSeq, a predicted model, not a curated record